Trichechus manatus latirostris (Florida manatee) is the source of this 7749-nucleotide messenger RNA. It is a transcript of the gene SPATA13, whose product is annotated as spermatogenesis associated 13. The record is from RefSeq and is a predicted model, not a curated record. The coding region runs from base 16 to 3543 and encodes 1175 amino acids. The transcript is spliced from 12 exons. NCBI's taxonomy places the organism in Eukaryota, Metazoa, Chordata, Mammalia, Sirenia, Trichechidae. Gene Ontology annotation, molecular function: guanyl-nucleotide exchange factor activity; protein binding.
GCCUCCUUUCGGAAAAUGGGGUCUUUUAAAAAACUAAAGUCCUCAGUUCUUCAGGGAAUUCAGAACCGAGAAGCAGCCGAUGCCUCAAAGGAAGAGGCCUCAGAAGAUGACCCGGGAAAACCCCUCCCCAACGGCGCCGUCACCGGAAUCCAAGCAAACAAGCCCUCUUGCGCGGGGCGCUUGGGGGUCCCCCACGAGGCCGGGGCUGGUGCGGCCUCAGACUGCUCCGACCUGGAGGAGGCGGACGACGCCUUCCAGAGGAGCACACACCGGUCUCGCAGCAUCCGGAGAGCCUACGGCCUGGGCCGGAUCAGCUUACUCGAUUACGACAGACAUCAUGGCUCUCAGACCCACGGCCGGCCCCUGUCUCCACUCACCCAGGAGCCCAAGAUCUGUGAGAUUCUCGUGAAAGACUCUGAAAACAACCGCAUCAUCUACAGGAGAAGCAAGAGCACGGACAACUUGAACUUCCUGAAGAAAAGUUCCUUCAAACGGAAGUCCACCUCCAAUCUCACGGAUCUCAAAGUGGUUCACGAAAAACAGGCCCCCCAGAGGACGUUGAGCAGUUCCUCUGCUGACUCUGAGAAGUUCAGUGGGUCAGAGAGAAGGACAAAACGCUGGAAAAGCCCCAUCAGGGCCAAGGACUUUGAUAGAGUCUUAAAACUUGUCAGCAAUGUCACAGAUGCCGCAUGGAAAAGGGAGAGUCCCAAGAAUGGGGCUCCCUCACCCAGCGACUCAAACCAAAGGCUGCGACUCAAGAGCAGGCUGCAUGAUGACUACUCCCGCCGGGUGUCCACCAGCACCGAGCUGGAUAGAAGGCGGUGUGCACCCUCUGUGCAGGGCGUGGAUGCAGCCUUCACAGCAGCCCCUGAUCCCAGUCCAGCCACUUCUCAGGGUCCCCACAUGGAUGUAGAGACGGCCGUGUGUCCUCUUGAAUCCAGAAACUCCCAGGCAUCACAAAGUGCCGGUGCUUGCCCUGGCAGCUCCUCACCAAGCCGGACUACCAAGGACAUGCUCAGCAGAGACGCUGGUGAACCAGAGCCUCCCGGCCAGCUUACGUUUGAAUCUGAGCAGCUUCUCACUCCUCUACGGCCCACCACCCCCAAGCCCCAGAGCCCCCAGAGCCCGGUUGCAGGAAAUGCCAAGUGCAGCGCUAAUUUUGUUUGUCCAAAUCAUCACAGUGCCCUGUCCCUGAGUUCAGUGGAGAGUGAAGAGAGGGCAGAGGGUCCUGCUCAGAAGGAGCAGGGUUCUGGGUCCUUCCCGGAUGAGGUGCAGACCCCAUGUAGUGAUGAAGGCAAUGAAGACAGUGGCAUCAGCAGCUACUCUCAGCUGAGCCUCAGCGGGGCAGCUGGGCCAGAAGAAAAGAAGGAAGAGGUGAUUACUGAUGAGCACUGGCGGAGAGCCUCAGCACAGGAUGAAGAAAGGGCAGAGGCACAGAGGAUCCCGAGGAGGAGAUGGGGUUCUGGGAAAAGGUCACGACCCAGACCCCUCUCGGACUAUGGCCAGUCAGCAAGCCGAAGUCUGUCUAUCCCUGAAGACUCCGUUGCUGUGGACACCCAGAAAAUGGACUUUGUGGACGGUGAACACCAGCCGGGCAUGGUGCCCACUGAUGCUGCUCCCAUGGACUGCCCUAAAGGAAGCCGGAGAAGAAGGCCUAUUUCCGUGAUAGGUGGCGUCAGCUUCUAUGGGAACAACCCGGCAGAGGAGAUAGAGACUCUUCUAACUCAACCUGCCACCAGGCCUCCGGUGCCAGCUCACCAGGUGCCACCAUACAAAGCUGUUUCGGCCCGGUUCCGUCCGUUAACGUUUUCCCAGAGCACCCCCAUCGGGCUGGAUCGAGUGGGACGCCGGCGCCAGAUGAGAGCAUCCAACAUUUCUGCAGAUGGAGGUACUGAGUCUUCUGCCUUAGUCGAUGACAACGGGAGUGAGGAGGACUACAGCUAUGAGGAACUCUGCCAGGCCAACCCUCGCUACUUACAGCCUGGUGGGGAGCAGCUAGCCAUCAACGAGCUCAUCAGCGAUGGCAAUGUGGUCUGCGCAGAAGCCCUGUGGGACCAUGUGACCAUGGAUGAUCAGGAGCUGGGCUUCAAGGCCGGGGAUGUCAUCCAGGUCCUAGAGGCCUCCAAUAAGGACUGGUGGUGGGGCCGGAAUGAAGACAAGGAAGCCUGGUUCCCUGCAAGCUUUGUCAGGUUGCGAGUCAAUCAGGAAGAGCUGCCGGAGAAUUCCACCAGCACCCAGGGUGAGGAGCAGGAUGAGGGUGCUGGCCACACCCGCCUCAAACACGCAGAAAACAAGCACCAGAUGAGGACGAACGUGAUCCGGGAGAUCAUGAACACAGAGCGGGUGUACAUCAAGCAUCUCAAGGACAUCUGUGAGGGCUAUAUUCGACAGUGUCGCAAGCACACAGGAAUGUUCACUGUUGCACAACUAGCCACCAUUUUUGGAAACAUUGAAGAUAUUUACAAGUUCCAAAGAAAGUUCCUGAAAGACCUUGAGAAACAGUACAAUAAAGAGGAACCUCACUUAAGUGAAAUAGGGUCCUGCUUUCUUCAACAUCAAGAGGGCUUUGCCAUCUACUCUGAGUACUGUAACAACCACCCCGGCGCCUGCCUGGAGCUUGCCAACCUCAUGAAGCAGGGCAAGUACCGGCACUUCUUCGAGGCCUGCCGCCUGCUCCAGCAGAUGAUCGACAUUGCCAUCGAUGGCUUCCUGCUGACGCCUGUGCAGAAGAUCUGCAAGUACCCCCUGCAGCUGGCUGAGCUGCUCAAGUACACCACGCAGGAGCACAGUGAUUACAACAAUAUCAAGGCAGCCUACGAGGCCAUGAAGAAUGUCGCCUGUUUGAUCAACGAGCGGAAGCGGAAGCUUGAGAGCAUAGACAAGAUUGCCCGGUGGCAGGUGUCCAUUGUGGGCUGGGAGGGACUGGACAUCUUGGACCGGAGUUCAGAAUUGAUCCAUUCUGGAGAGCUGACCAAAAUCACGAAGCAGGGCAAGAGCCAGCAGCGGACUUUCUUCCUGUUUGACCACCAGUUGGUGUCCUGCAAGAAGGACCUGCUGCGCAGGGAUAUGCUCUACUACAAAGGCCGGAUGGACAUGGACACCAUGGCGCUCGUGGACCUGCCGGACGGGCGGGACCGUGACUUCAACCUCAGUGUGAAGAACGCCUUCAAGCUCGUCAGCCAGGACAUGGACGAGGUCCACCUGUUUUGUGCCAAAAAGCAUGAGGACAAAGUGCGGUGGCUGCAGGCGUGUGCGGAUGAGAGGCGAAGGGUGCAGGAAGACCAGGAGAUGGGAAUGGAAAUUUCAGAAAAUCAAAAGAAACUCGCCAUGUUAAAUGCUCAAAGGGCAGGACAUGGAAAGUCAAAAGGCUAUAGUGGGCGCCCUGUGCCGCCGCCCCACCAGAGCUUCCUCCCCAUCCACCAGCGCCACAUCACCGUGCCCACCAGCCUUCCGCAGCAGCAGGUCUUCGCCCUGGCUGAGCCCAAGCGGAAGCCUUCACUUUUCUGGCACACCUUUAACAAGCUCACCCCUUUCAAGAAAUGAAGGCGGGAUGGCUGCGCCUCCACGGAGCUGACUGUGAAGAGGAGAGCCAUUGUCGUCUUUGCCGUGCUAAAUCCAAGGAGCGCCUCUUGGGCCCAGUGCCAGAAACUUCUUUUUGGGGAAUCAAAGAAGGAGAGGAAGAUUCUGACUCGCCUUCAGUCGCCAGAACCCCAGCUGCCUUCUUGGAAGGGAGGAAAAGGUCAUGGUGCACAGCUUUCACACUCACGAGAACCCUCCGUGGCCUGCUGUGACACGGCGGGGACUUGGGGACCAGAACACGCUCUGAAGUGGGUGCCGAGUUGGCCGGCUGCAGUGGUGUGGCUGAUGGUGAGCGCAUCCAUUUCUGACCCAGGCCAGGCUGCAGCUCUAGAGCACUCAGAGCUGCCCCUCAGUUCCUGAGGAGUGUAAUGAGAGGGUCUCAUGUGCAUGUGGUUCUGUAGGGAUCCAUCGGGAUGGGGCUGGUCCGAUGCUGCCUCUUGCCAGCACACAUUUGGGGAGACCUGGAAGGAGAGCUGUUACUCUCUGCCAUGGUAUAGUAGGGGCCUUAUGGCUGCUUGGAGAUGGCCGCAGUGUUCCCUGGGGUCGUCUAAAUCCACAUAGUUGCCAAGUGGUAAUGCAUACUUCAUCUUACAAGGUUCCUCUUCCUACAGGCUAGGAAAAGCAAAAACAUGAUUUAUUCAUCACUUGGCAGCAAGAUCUGCAGUGCAGAAUGACUUUAGCAUUCCAAAGGUACUGUUCUUUGCAAGGGAGGGGUGAAGCUGUGCUUCUCAUUCAGGUACUCUCCUGCUGGUGUGUAUUAUGUAGUCCUACAAGCAGAAAUCAUGUCUUGUCGUCGCCUAAGAGACUACCAUUCAAAAAUACCUGUUGCAAUAGAAAAACCCAUUUAUUUUGAUUUUUAUGAUAAAUUGAAUAUGAAAAUACACAAGACUGUAAAGCCUGCUUGAAGAGCAUUGGCACACUUCUUCCGUCAGUUGUUUAUACCAUUUCACAAAUGAAAGUACAAAAACACUUAAACAUUCCACUGAGGAAGCAUGAACGAAGCCACAGAUCCUGCCCUGGGAUUUGGAACUGACUUUGUUGCAUAAACCCAAACUAGUAGUGCACACCUGUGCCAUUAUUUGCAUGUCAACAGAUGAAAAGAGACCAUAACAAAGUAUCGAGACUCAGAGAUGGCAGUCUUUUUUAACAGAGGCCACACUGGCUGAUACCUGUAAUCUCCUCCUCUUUGUCUAUAUUGUAAAUUUUGAUGAAAAUAUUUUUUUUUUUUUUUGAAUACCUGGAGAAGACAGGCUCUACAAGAUAGAUGGCGUUGUAAUUGACUCGGUGCACUGGACAGGAGGGAAGACAAAAUUUAUGGAUUUCUAUUUGAGAAGUUCUCUUUUGUACGCUACAAAAAGUAACUGUAUGCUUGGAAAGUUCCUUUUUCUAGUAGGUACAUGCUUGAGAAUAAACACAUGUAUAAUGGCAAAGACAAAUGUGUAAUCUAAGUCUCCAGCGUGUGGCUCCUCUGUUCUCCCUCUCCCCCCUUAUUGGAGCAAUUCUUGAAGGGAGGUGACCAGUGUGCAUAAGAAGACAUAAUCCCAGACCCCUGUGGUGGGCCUUUAGAGCAUUAUGUAACAGUUGUUCAUGAAGUCUUAUUUGCUGACCAUCCUCUUAGGCUACUUUUGCUUGCUUAUUUAAAUAGGCAGCAUCACUGAGAAGUUGUGACCUCUAUGACUAACAAAGCCGUGUGUCCUGAGUUAGAAGUUGCUAGAAUUCUGUGUGAAAGAUUCCCAGGAGGUGCUGUGGCUGUGUGUGUGUCUGUGUGUGUCUUUUUUUGAAUAGACGUGUCAAUUUGAGUUGCAUUUAUAUAAUGCAACUUUUCAUUAAUAAAGUACAGUGAACAUGACAGGGCUGCCUUGUUUUUCUGUGUCUCACAAGUUUUCUGUCUUUGACAGGGUGCGGUCUUACCACUUUUCUAUUGCUCGUUUUAGUGGAAAAUAUUUGAGUUUUCCUUCUCUGACAGGCUUACACAAGUUCCGGCUUUCGCAGGUUUUAUUAUGUAAUGAUAUGUUUUGAGAACUGUACCUAAUAUGAUGUUUCUGGAUGACUCAGCAGGGGCUCUGUGCUAAAUAGAGUUGUUUUUGUGUACAGCAGUUUUGCAAUUUUGUUUGUUUUUAUGUUACAUAAGAGAAUUGCUUUAAGGAAGUAAAGAAUCAUUGGCUUAUGUUACGUUUUCAUUGAGGACUCAAUUAAUGUGAAGAACCACUCAAAGGGCUUCUUUUUACUAAUAUACAGGUUGAUGGUGAAGAAAUGCUUUCAGUUUUGUGACCAUUCCUAAUUUAUUUCCCAUCUGAGCCCUAACUUCUGAUUCCCACCUCUAUCUCCCCGGGCUUCCUAAUGGAGAAGCACCAGGACAUGUUCUUACUACGUCCUGGGGUUGCCCCAGUAGGUGUUGUACAGUUUGAAAGUCACUCAAUCAAAUAUUUGUUCUGAGUAGAUCCUACUUAGGCUUCUAGGAUGUAGGUAGGAUCCUUGGCAUCCUUUAGGAUGCUAAAAUCUUUUUAUAAGAAGAAAAUAUCCUUUGGCCUCUUUACGCCUGUAUGUCUAGCUUGCGUUUUAUUUCCGAAUGCCUGAGUGCUACAAAGAAUAAAAGGCUCAAGUAUUCAGAUUUCAGGUUUGCCAAACUCCCUUCUUGAAAGUCAUGUGUUUCACUUGGACAGAAAAAGCGAGAAAAAACAAAGAGCCUCUUAUGUGGAUUAUGUACUUCGUUGUAAAAUCUCUCUCUGUUUGUCUUCAUUUUUCUCUGUCUUUAACCCUACAUUAUAUAAUAUUGCAGAGGGAGAAAGAUGACAUAACAUUUUGAUGAAUUUCAGCUAUUCUUCCAUUCAUUCAUGUUUCAGAAUUUGCAAACUCUGUUGAAAAAAUGGUUAAAAUGGCCUUUGGUCAAAAGCAAGCUUCUAAAUUUUGACCAUACUUAAAAUAUAUGACAACCCUGCAGAAGAUUGUAAGCAAUUAUAAAAUAUUUGUAAAAUCCUGGAAAAACAGCAAUCUUUGUCUUUGGCCUGCAAAGUAGAAACAGGAUCGCAGCAAUUUGCCCUGACUUUCCUAGAGUACUGUCGAGAGAGCUGGAUCGAGAGAGUUGGUUCCAGUAGAUCUGACCUCGCCCCCGCCCCCUCCCCCGGGUAGAUACCAUUGUGUAGUUGAAAAUGUGUCACCCCAUCUCCAUAGUAUUUCUGUGUUUUGUUGUGCCUUUUCAUUCCUAAUUCAGACAAAAACUGACUCCAGGCCUGUUAAGGAAAUCCUUCAUUGCUAUUGUCUACAGACAAAGCAAAAGUGCAUUUAAUUUCAAAUUGUGUUCACAAUAGAAAUUGUUUGUAGAAGCCAUGUGAUCAGCAUUUUACCAGCUGGAAAUUUCUACAUGCCCGUACUGCUGCUAAUCCUUAAUACAAAUUAAUAACCUAGCCAGACUAGAACAGCCUGGUUACCUGGAGUUAGAGGGAGCAGAAUGGCCAUAUUAUUUUGUAGAGGAGGAGGAGAAACAUAGAUGUGUCCCUCCCAGGAUAGUGCCAACGAGUAUGAGUAAGUGGCCUUCGAUGACUUACGGCCCAGUGAUGCUGGAACACAAAUCAACUUCUGGAUGAACUGCUAGGAAACAAGGUUGUCCCUGGAAUGAGCUUAACCUACAAAUAACUCUCUAUUAAAACUUCUCUUGGCAAAUGCUAUUGUUUACAGGAUGCAAAAGGCGGAGUUCAAAAACCUUUGGAAAAAAUAUGUGGAAACCAGCUGGUAUUUAAAAAACAAAAACUGACACAAAUUUACUUCACUUCACCACUCACUUUUCAUUCUUGCCUUUAAUUAUUUCAUAGGCAUUGACACUUGUGUUUUUUCCUUCUAACUGAUUCUGUAAUUUAAUAAUUGGUGUAUUUUGUAAAUAUUAACAUCUAUUGUUACCUGCUCGGCAAGGCUUUUGGUAACUUCUUUGUUUAGUUUUAACUCAUCAACCUCAAGAUGAUGUUAAUCUGUGUCAGUCAAGUGACAGCUUCAAAACUGAUGAACUCUUGACGGCUGAAGUAUGGUGUACACAAUUGCUGUGACUUGAUAUGUAUUUUGUUGAAUGAAGUUUUUUUGUAAAAAAAUUAUUUACAAUGUUAUUUGAAUGAUUUCUUAUAAAUGAUGUGAAACUAUAUUUGUUGUUUUGUAUCUAUACAUUAAAAUUAAUUUGCCAAA